Molecule: messenger RNA, 2412 nt
Organism: Brugia malayi
Lineage: Eukaryota; Metazoa; Nematoda; Chromadorea; Rhabditida; Onchocercidae
Product: protein x 0004, putative
Exons: 6
Coding region: 1-2412 (803 amino acids)
Source: RefSeq, a predicted model, not a curated record
AUGUCUGAGCAAUCAUCUCGAGAAACAUUUCGUGUAACUCAAGAAGAAGGAGAAAAUACAUCACAACAACAAAUAUUUUCUCAAUCACCGCAACAAUUAAGGAUACAUUUUUCAUACGACCAGAAUGUGCCAUCAAUUCCGGAAUUAUUGACACGGGAAUACGCAAUCUCAGAUUCAUCUCGACGAAUCAUUGAGAAUAUGAGUGCAGAUGAACUUCAAGAAAUGUUUAUGCCAUCAUCAGCAUCAGCUAUUCAACAACCAUAUUUACGGAUGACUCUUCGGCAUGCACUUCAACGAAUACAAGCAGCACAGCAACGAUAUUUGGAUCGAAAUCAAUUUGUCAUACAAUUACCUAUGCAAGCUAAUCAACAAUCAACCGAACUAAUUCAGCAAGCAAAUGCACAACAACAAUUGCCACAAAUGCCAUCUCAACAAUUGCAAUCAAUGUUUCAUGUGCUAACUCCUAGCAGUACUAGCAAUAGUACAAAUGCGCAAAUGUUUCGACAAUUUCCUCAAUCACAAGCAAAUUCAAAUUUAACACCACAACAAUCUCAACAACAACAACAACAACAACAAACACAUAUGCAAAGUGCUUCGCAACCAUUCCUUCAGCAAUCAAAUUCCCAAAAUAAUCAUUUAAUUACCCAAUCAUCACAACAAAUAAAUCAAUCCCUACUACAAUCACAACAAAUUUCUCAACAACAAAAUAGCACAGCAAUACAACAGCUAUUGCUACGAUUAUCACAGCAAAUACCAACAUUACCAUCACAACAGUCACUUCAGCAAACACAACCAAUGCUUGUUCAAGUCCUUCAACAAUCUUCCGCUACAUCGGAACCAUUCCGUCCGGAACAGGAGCAACAGCGACAACAGCAGCAACAACAAGAGCAUCAACACCAUCAACAACACCAACAGCAACAACAACAACAACAACAUUCAUUGCAACAAAUACCGCAACAAACAUCGAUAUUACGACCAGUUAAUCGGAUACCAGUACAACAAAUGCAAUCAACUGAACAAUCACUACCACUGCCACAACAAUCAAAUCAGUCGAGAAGUUCAUUUGAUACCGGAUUAUCACAGGAAACACGACAAAUGAUGCAACAAAUGCAAUCAAAUCAAUCAUCUCUCUCAUCUCAACAAACAAUUCUACAACUCAUUCAACAAAUGUUUCCGCAAAUAUCGUUGCAACCAAUACUGGAAUCAAGGAGAACAAAUUUUGACAAUAAUUUGCUAUUCAAUCAACGUACACAACAACAAUCAAACGAACAACAGCAAAUCAUUCAACAAUCACCCACACAACCAACAGUUCAACGACCAUUAUUUGCACAAUUUAUUCCAUGUGCAUCAAUAGGUGUACCCUUAGGAAUUUUACAGGUAUCACAGUCAGAUAUGCAAACAUGUCAACAAUCAUCAAGAGUGAUUAAUGAUACAUUUGAAAUACCCCAACUAUCACUCUUUGAUUUAUCACCGCAGCACUUUAUGCAUGUCAUUCAACAAUGCCCAUAUAAUCGAUCAUCAGAUCAACAAAGAUCAGUCAUAACAACUCAACAAUCAUCGUUGCAGCCAUGUCAAGAAUUAUCACCGGGAGCUACUGUAUCAUCAAAUCAAAUUAGCACUUCAUCAGUACUAAAUGAUACAAUUACUACAUCACUUACUAAUGCUAAUGAAUCAGAGGAGACAUUUACGGGAGAGAGUUAUGAUGAUGAUGGUGAUAAUGAUGAUAAUGAUGGUGAUGAUGAUAAUGAAGAUAAUGAUGGUGAUGAAUCUGAUAAUGACGAAGAAAGUGAUAAUUUCAUUUCAGGUGCAGAAACUAGCACAUCAUCGACAACAGCAGAAACACCAAUAAUAGAACAUAUGAAUGGAACAACAUCACAACAAAGAGCAACACUACCUGAGGAUCCAGAAACUAGCACUCCAACAAGACUGGAAAAUCCAAGAGAAUUACAAGAAACGGAAGCUGAUAAUGAUUCACCAGUUGAUAUGACUGGAAUUAUGAGACAUUUGGGUUCACAUCAUACUUCUGGUCCAAAUAAUAAUACUUCAACACCAAUUAAUAACGAUCAUUUAUCAUCUUCAAUAUUUGCACCUGUCCAUGCACCAACAACAUCCCUAAAUAAUCAACAAAGCGAAUCGGAUAAUUCGGAAAUCAGUAAUACUACACGAAGUAGUACUAUACGAUUAUUACUAAGUCGUUUUUUAAAUCUCAAUGAGAUUAAUUUUACUUCCAACAAUAGCAGAAAUGAUGAUGUGACAAUGCAAUCUAGAAAUGAUUUUUAUCAGAUGUUUGAUGGAGAUCAAUUAACAUUACAAGAGACAACGGAACGUUUAGUUGCACUGAUGGCAAGAGUUGAAAGUUUAUUAAAUCUAAUAAAUACUUUUGAAAUGACUAAUUCAUCAAAUCUAUUAUAA